Messenger RNA from Lolium rigidum, 644 nucleotides. RefSeq names its product non-symbiotic hemoglobin. The record is from RefSeq and is a predicted model, not a curated record. Gene Ontology annotation, molecular function: oxygen binding; heme binding. Lineage: Eukaryota; Viridiplantae; Streptophyta; Magnoliopsida; Poales; Poaceae. The transcript has 3 exons. Bases 7 to 495 code for a protein of 162 amino acids.
GAAACCAUGUCUGCCGCGGAGGGAGCCGUCGUGUUCAGCGAGGAGCAGGAGGCGCUGGUGCUCAAGUCAUGGGCCAUCAUGAAGAAGGAUUCUGCCAACCUCGGGCUCCGCUUCUUCCUCAAGAUAUUCGAGAUUGCGCCGUCGGCGAAGGACAUGUUCCCGUUCCUACGCAACUCCGACGUGCCGCUGGAAACCAACCCCAAGCUCAAGACCCACGCCGUCUCCGUCUUCGUCAUGACGUGUGAGGCGGCUGCGCAGCUGCGGAAAGCCGGCAAGAUCACCGUGAGGGAGACCACCCUGAAGAGGCUGGGUGGCACGCACCUGAAGUACGGCGUGGCCGACGGCCACUUUGAGGUGACAAGGUUCGCUCUGCUGGAGACGAUCAAGGAGGCGGUUCCCGCUGACAUGUGGGGCCCGGAGAUGAAGAACGCGUGGGGCGAAGCUUACGACCAGCUCGUCGCCGCCAUCAAGCAAGAGAUGAAGCCUUCUGCUUAGGCGCAUGCAGCUCUCCGCUAUAUACCACCAUUCUAUUUCCAUCCACGAUCCGUCGAACCAUUGUUGCUUGGUCGGCGAUUCACUCGCGUCACCAUCACUUGCUGUUCUAAUGUUCCUCAGUGGAAAAAAAGAGUGUGUGUAUAUAUUAU